Molecule: messenger RNA, 3406 nt
Organism: Copidosoma floridanum
Lineage: Eukaryota; Metazoa; Arthropoda; Insecta; Hymenoptera; Encyrtidae
Source: RefSeq, a predicted model, not a curated record
AUGAAGAGACGCUGGACCAGCCAAACAGGGAUGCAUACGCUCGUGGGAGCCACUUUUCCAGCUCUCGUGGUCGCGUUGACGAUCGCGGCCUGCCUUCCGACGCUGUCGCUGGGUAUCACCGGCGAGCACGUGUGCCACCGCGUCGACAACUACACGGUGACGUCGAGGGAAAGAUACACGGAGCCUGUGGAAAUUCUCACCCUCGUGUGGUGCCUGCAAAUCCCACCGCGUUGUCCCCAGACGCGCGUUGAGUUGCGGACGCGCUGGAGAAUGAAGACUGAGGUAAAGUACAAAAGCGUGCCGGUCUGCUGCGAAGGUUACGUGAUGCAGGAGCUCAUAGGGAACGGAAGCGGUAACGCCAAAUGCGUGCCCUACUGCAAAAAAUGCCGGAGCGGGGUUUGCACGGCUACGAACGAGUGCACCUGCGAUCCGGGUUUUCAGGGCCAGGACUGCGCCUACGAGUGCCCGCAGGGCAGUUGGGGCCAGAACUGCGAGAACGAGUGCAGCUGCGUGCACGAGGUCACCUGCAACCCCGUGAACGGCAAGUGCGAGUGUCCCGCGGGCUGGACGGGUCCUAGGUGCGAGAGCAAGUGCCCCGAGGGCCAGUGGGGCGCGGGCUGCAACUCGGUGUGCCUGUGCGGGGGCCCGGAGGCGCGCUGCCACCACGAGAGCGGCGAGUGCAUCGAGCCCGACGACGCCGGCAACUCCGGAGCUCCCACCGACGUGUUCGAGGCCUCCGGGAAUCUACUCCCGGUCGACUACAUCGACGUCAUCGACUUUGACAAGGAGGCCCUACUGCCCAGAGUGACGGAGCAUGAUUCAGGUACCCCACGAGUGGACGAGGCAGUGCUACCGAGAGGCGAACAGAGAGGACCAGGGGAUGGGUUACGGAGCACGGUGGGCUUGUCUCUGGGGGUGGUCGAAGGGCAGCCCGUCACCCAGAGGCCAACGACGCCACUGCGGAGGUCGACCAAGCAACCCGGCAUCACCACGACCGAUGGAAAUCAAUUUUCGCGGAAGCAACCAACCGACGCUGGCGCAGCGGCCAAGAAGAGCAUCGGCUUCGACUUUGACGAGGCUCGAUCCAACUUUCGCGUCAUCGUCUCGCCCAAGACGGAGUACGUCAAGAAUACUCGUGGAGAUGAGCCCAACGGUAUACCAAUCGACGUGGCUGCGAUGAUAGUGGUCGGUGCGUUGGUCUCGCUGGGCCUGACGUCCGUGGCGGCGCUCAUGAUCUUUCACAUACGCUCGCGGCUGCUCAAGGCCGCGCUAUCCAUGUACAACCAGGAGAGGGCUGUCGAGAGGCAGUACGCCGCGUCGGCCGAGAAGGACAUCGAUACCAAAGGCUUGGACGUCACCAUCGGCACUCUACCUCGUACAAUGACGCGGAUCAAUCCGAUGUACGAUGCGGGCUCGGGGUCCGACUCGGCGGGUUUGGCGUUCGACGAGAGGCCGGUCGAGUACGCCAACGGGACCGUGACCAUCGGCAUCCGGUUGUCCAGCAACCUGAGAGAUUUACUGGAGAGCCACUACGACAAGCCGGCACCGUGCUCCCACAGGCACGGCGGCCCAGGCAGCAGCGUCGGGGCAACGGCGCUGGGCCCCGACGGCGACAGCGGUGUCGAGCACGUGUACGCGGAGAUUCCCCACUCGGCGCCCUACUACUUCGACGUUUACUGCUGUGACGGCUUUACCUGGACCCCCGAUAUUGGCAAGUGUGACACCCACACUAUACACAAGCCCGAUUGUCAAGGAACAGCGUGGUGUAUACCAAGUGAUCCAUUCGCUUGCGGCCUUUUGCGAAGAAACAUGGAAGUUAAGACGUUCGUUUUGGUCGUUGUGAUCGUAGGUCUAUGCGAGAGCUGCUCGGCAAAGCACACGAUUACCGAUUUCGCUAUCCCGCGUAAUUGCUCGGAAUUGUACAGCGUGGAAAACCCGAGGUACGUGCCGUACGAGGAGAGAUACUGGAAAAUCAACUGGUUGGGCAUCGGGAAAUGGAAAACACGCACAAACUACAGAUUGGAGAAGCACAUCAGUUACCAAUCGCGGGCAACCUGCUGUCCGGGAUACGCGAAUUUCAGCGCGAGCCAGUGCAUCCCCGUCUGUACCAAGAGUUGCGGUCCCAACGGGGUCUGCUCCCAACCGGAGCUCUGCAAAUGCGACGACGGAUAUUGGCUCAAUCUCGACGAGUGCGAGCCCAAAUGCGAGCCCGGCUGCGGACCCCACGGCUUUUGCAGCACCCCCGGCCAGUGCAGCUGCGUCAAGGGUUACCGUCGCAAGGAUCACGCCUGCGAGCCCAUCUGCGCUGAGGCCUGCAUCAACGCUGAGUGCAUCUCCCCGGACACGUGCUCCUGCUUGGAUGGAUACGUGCCACUGGAGGGCAAACAGAGCCACGCGUGUAGUCCUUACUGCAGCACCGGCUGCGCGAACGGCAGCUGCCAUGAACCCGAGGUGUGUCUAUGCGACGACGGCUACAGGCUCGUGGACAACCGUACCAAAUGCAAGCCGAUCUGCAGCCAGGACUGCGGGAUGGGGAAGUGCACGGCUCCGGAGACGUGUAGCUGCCUCGAAGGUUUCGUGAAGAGGAACGCGACGGUGGCCGGCUCGGGCUGCAUCGUCGCCUGCGGCUGCGAGAACGGCUGGUGCAACGAGACGAGCGCGGCGUGCGACACGUGCAAGGAGGGCUACGAGCUGCUUUGGGUAAACGACUCGAGCGCGUGUCAGCCGUACUGCGAGGGUGGCUGUAGCAACGGCAGGUGCGUCGGGCCCCAGUGGUGCGAGUGCGACGACGAUUACCUGCCCGAAAACGACACUAUGGGCAAUCCCCGGUGCACCAGGACUUGCGGCGGCGAGUGCACCCAUGGCACCUGCGACCCGGAAAACAACACUUGCGCCUGCCUGCACGGCUGGGUGGGCAAGUACUGCGACCGGCCCGACGCCGCGCUUUGCUUGAUCGCCAACCGGUCGAAUUUUACGUGGUUGGAGGGAGGUUGGAACGGUUCGAGGUGCAGCGAGCGUUGUCAGCGAGAAGUCAACUCCACGGCAGAUUGCACCGCUCAACCCAACGGGGAUGUAGACGCGGCUCUCAACGCGACGUGCUUCAUGAGCAUCGACUCUCCGUGCAACGUGCUCAUCGUACAAUCCGAGCGCUAUGAGCCGCAAACGGACGUCGGGACGAUCGUGACGUUGACUGUGCUCGUGGCCGUGUUGCUCUUAGCCUCCGUAGUCGCGUUGUUCGUCCGAAGGAGGACGAGGAGAACGAGGGAACUACUGAAAUCCGUCCAGGGGAGGAAGAACCGGGAGGAGCUCGCCAACAGCGACACCAUCAGCUUGUGAAAUCCCAUUGCUUGUUAUACCUGCGCUUGUUGUACACGCGGAUGAAAAUCCACAAUAAAACAAGAAAAAC